Molecule: messenger RNA, 987 nt
Organism: Metopolophium dirhodum (rose-grain aphid)
Lineage: Eukaryota; Metazoa; Arthropoda; Insecta; Hemiptera; Aphididae
Exons: 2
Coding region: 1-987 (328 amino acids)
Biological process (GO): regulation of transcription by RNA polymerase II
Cellular component (GO): transcription regulator complex; nucleus
Molecular function (GO): DNA binding
Source: RefSeq, a predicted model, not a curated record
AUGGAAACUACCGAACUUUUGAUAUCUGAAGUGCAAAAAAGAAGUGUAUUAUGGAACAAGUUUGACAAAAAGUACAGGGAUAGACUUGUUUGUGAUAAGGAGUGGACGAUAUUGGCCAAAAAAAUGAAUUUGGAUAAAGAUGAUGUAAAAAGAAGGUGGAGAAAUCUGAGAGAUACUUUUUUAAAAGAAAAAAAGAAAGUGAAAAAAUGUCGUUCAGGAGAUUCCCAAGAGCAUGCAGAAAUUUAUACGGGAAAAUGGGCUUACUACAAAUCAUUGCUUUUUUUAAAAGACACAACUACGCCAAGGAAUACUGACGGAAAUAUUUCUGACUUAGAGUAUACUCAUCAAGAAAAUUCAGACUUAUUAGAAAAUGACGAUACUGGACAUUUUAGUGAUUCUUAUGUUAUGGAAAACAUAAGCUUAGCAAACAAUCUUGAGAUUGAACAACCUUCACCAAGGCCCGAAUCAGAACUUGAAAUUGAACUAUCUUCAUCAAGACCCGAAUUAGAAACUGACUCUUUUGCUAUUCCUACAACAGUACCACCAAAAAGUUCAAGUGUUUCAGAUGUUUCACGAAGUAGUUCGACAAAACGGAAAAGAGAUAAAGCAAAUAAAGAUUUUGAAAGUGAGUUACUGAAACUGGAGGAACAGAAACUAACUGCUUUACUUCAAUCCAAUAUAAUUCCAGUUAUAAAAGACGAUGAAGAUAUGUUAUUCCUGAAGUCACUUCAUCCAUAUUUUCACACAAUGAAUCCAUUACAAAAACUACGCGUAAGAAACCAACUCCAGACUAUAUUUAUUAAUGAAUUAUCCACCCAAGUACAACAGCCACAAGAACUAUAUGCUUUAUCUGCCUCAUGCAAUAAUAUGUAUUCCACUCAAAAUGAAAUGCAUUAUCGAAAUACACGUAUCCAACAGCAAAUCAACUCAACUGAUAUCGAUAACGAAAGAUACGAAGCUAUACCGGUUCCCAAUUUUAAUUUUUAA